Messenger RNA from Diaporthe batatas, 2355 nucleotides. RefSeq lists its product as uncharacterized. Bases 802 to 1830 code for a protein of 342 amino acids. The transcript has a single exon. The record is from RefSeq and is a predicted model, not a curated record. NCBI's taxonomy places the organism in Eukaryota, Fungi, Ascomycota, Sordariomycetes, Diaporthales, Diaporthaceae.
UCACAUACACAGUGCUAUGUAUAUAACAAUAUACAUAGAACAUGAGCCCGGGCUAACCCUAAAAAGAACAAUAAUAACUCCUCAACACAGUACUCAACCUUGCACUGGCUGUCUGAUCAACCCCAUCAUGCACGACCACUGUGAGUGUCAUGCCAGGAUGCAAAGAAGAAGAAAAAAAAUUGACUCGAGCGAGUUUCCACAACGCCUCUCCAGAACUUCCUAAUCUGGUAACAGUAACCUCCAUUGUGCUCGGCUCAUGAGCAAAGCAGGGAUUGUCGCGUGGUUCUUGGUAAUGGGCCGCGGAACUGCCCACGGAAUACGGAGUACUGUGGUGCCCCAGCCCGCCCGAAAAGCGGGCAUGAGGAUCUAAUCUUAUCUCAUCUCCGAGGCUUUGGUUCGGCCCUCGACGCCCCGCAAACCGUCCAUCGCCUGCGCCAUUGCGUAGAUAGUUCCUCGAAUGUUCCUGCCCGGGCUUUCUCUUGCUCCCUCUGGUUUGUGUGAUUGUCUGGCCUCUGCUCUGAACUCUUUUGACUGGCAAUCUCUGGCUUCCAUCUGUUGUGCGGCGGUGGGCUAUAUCCGUCCCUCUCUCCCUGUCUCGAGUGCCUCACAUCAAACCAUCUUUCUAACCUCGGCACGCCGGCAAAACCCACCCACAUACCGCUUCGCGAGUCCCUGUCCUGCCGUGACCACCACGCGUUCCAGACCGCGCCCACGCUUUCCUGCCCUUCACAACCUAACCUGUGGCCGACCUUCACUCAACCCAACGCCCGCCCCAAAACCAAGACCACAGCCACGGCCAACAUGACAGAGACAGCAUCCGCCCCCGAGACCGGCGCAACCGCCAUCGCCGACCUCCCCACCGGCGAGCCCAUCCCCUCCUCCACGCCAGCAGACUCCAAGACGCCCGAGCCCAAGCCGGCAGCCCGGAGGAGCAGCCUCGCCGCGCUCCUCAGGACCCUCCCCUCAGACGCAGACGCCUUCGUGUCCCACCUGCAGCGCUGCCUCGCCACGCCCGCCGGCAUCGACACCCUCCUCCUCUUCAUCUGCUACACCUCGCGCUUCACAGGCGCCACCCUCGCCAACCUCUCGCAGUACCUCCUCCGCCGCUCCGACUCGCCGUACACGCCCCGCGACCUGGUCGCCCUCGUCCUCACCCUCCCCGGCAAGACCGCCGUCGUGGUCGAGGCUGCCGCCGGGGCCCCCGUCCCGCCCCUCUCCGCCCUCGCCGCCCGCCUCGCAGCCCUGCUCGCCACGAGGCUCAAGAACCUGGGCAGCCUGGCCUCCGAGGCCCGCACCAUCGCCCGGCUGUGGAGCCUGGUCGGCAUGUACUUCUGGGCCAAGAGGCUGGUGCUCAACCUGCUGGCCGCGCGCGCCAAGGACGAGGACGGCUCCGAAAAGGCAGCAGCCGAGGCCGAGGGCAAGCUGGCCACCCUCGUCAGCUGGGCCCAGCUGAUCGCCUGCGCCGGCUUCCAGGUCCUCGAGAACGGCGCGUACCUGUCGGGCCGGGGUGUGCUGGGCUGGACGCCCGCGCAGCAGGGCAAGGCCUACGUGGUCGGGGCGCGCUUCCUGGGCGUCUACACGGCCAUCGAGCUGGGCCGCCUGCUCGCCGAGUUCGUCGCCCGGCGCGGCCAGGACUACACCGCGGCGAGCCCCGAGGAGCGCGCCAAGGUCGACGCCCUGAGGCGGAGCGCCGCCAUCAACCUGGCCUGGACGCCCCUCACCCUGCACUGGAGCGUGGAGGGGGGUUUCCUCUCGGACCUCGUGGUCGGCGCUGGCGGGUGCAUCCCUGGGCUGAUACAGAUGAGCAAGCUGUGGAGGGAGACGGCAUGAUCGGGGCGUGGUCGGGUCUGAUGACGCUUGCACGCCAGACACGUGUUCGGGCAGACAGCGAGACGAAUUCAAUGCAGCUGCUAGGCAUUUAUGACAUGUUGUGGAAACACAAAUCAGGCGAGGGAGUUGUCUGCGGAGAGACUGACUGGUGUUGUACAUAAGCGAUGAACACAUAGAAUUGCUCCAAAAGUAGAGCGCCAUAGAUCACCAUACCAUAACCUUACACGACAAACUCGUAUAUGCAAGAUACUAAGCUUCUAGCUCCAAUCCUCCUUGGUCUCAAUCCUUUACCUUCCUUCCUCUCAAUCAUUCCUCUUAUUGAACAAAUUCCUGAGCCUACCUCAUCCGCACUAAACUCGUGCACGGUACAUGAACGUGUCUGUGUUACUGAACCUGGCGUGUGAUCGGCGGUAUCCACGUGUUAUUCAUCUAUUGUUUUGUAGGCACAAAUUGCCACCAAAAUUUCGGGCCUUUCAGCGACUCAAACGAGCUCAUCAGCUCCCAUAUCGCCCAGCCGUCUUUUUC